AUGAAAAUCUCCGUACAAAGUGGAGAUUGGAGUCGAAUUUUAUCUCCAAACCGCCACUUUGUUUGCGUCGAUGAACACGAUGAUUAUAUCUCUUCAGGGCCUGGUCUUGAACAAUCAGCCAUUACCGAGGUCUUCCGUCGAUUUUUUGAGGAACGUGAGCAUGAGUUUUGUACUCCACUUUAUGGGGAAUACACGACGCUCCAAUCUGCCGACCUGCAAAUAUCAUCCAAUAAGCAUGAUGAACUGGUUCUGUUUGGGGCUGCAACUGGAUUAGCUCUCAUUUAUGGACACUACCCGGGACACUUGAAUCCUCUUCUCCUCAUUUAUCUCCUCAAUGAUUGUAACAUAUCCUGCCUUCAUCAUGAGUUGGUCUCCUCCUAUUUGCCUUCAAUCAGUGAGAUGCUAGAGCGCUGGUUGAAUAUUGGGCCGAUGGAUAGCAUUGCGGAAUUCAGUUCACACUUUGCCUCAUAUCACAAUAUACAGGUGCGACGCUCAGAAUCUUCUAUUUGUACUCAACUAAUGUCUACCAUAGCUUGCAGUCUGCAUGGACGUUCAGAAGCUGGUCACCACAAGCUUGCAUGGGAAAUGCUUCAUAAUGUUGUCAUUGGUCCCAUAGACAUCGAUAACGCCUAUUUUGCUGCUUUUCUUAAGGGGUUCUUACUUCCUUGUGCUACAGGGAUCGAUCUUGUUGAUGUAAGUCUAAGAAAUUGUGGCAGCUUCUUUGGGGGACCUGAAGAAUUUAUUCGAACUGCGGAAAUGUCUACAAUUCGCGAUUUUGCUUCUCUAAACAUCAGCAUCUCUUGUGAUCUCAAGCAGCCAUCAUUGGAUGAACUGGCCCAAGCGCUCAGCGCUGCUGGUCCUCAAUUUACUGGGAAGACUUUUCAAGACAUUAUAGAAGAUUUUCUUGCCGGUACUGGAGCACCGUGUCCGGAGCUUUUGGCCAGUAUGAUGGAUAGAUUCAGUCCCGAGGUCAAAACCUGCUUAUCGGGACUACGGUCUCCAACAUUCCGCAUGCGCUUAAUGUGCUGGGCUGUGACAGGUGCUACCAGGGUAUUGCUCGAAGGGGAGCCAAUGCAACUUUCAUCUACCCUCUAUAUGCCUCGGGUUGACUCCCAAUAUGACUGCCAAAGCCACAUCUUACAUUACGACGUAGAACUGCCUGGCGUGCAACGUCAGCACCUCAAGGUCAUCACCGCCUAUUCAUCCAUAUUUAAGGAACGGAACCUUGUGGUUUGGGGAAUGUCGUUGGCUCCUAAUUGGCGCGUUCCAAGAAAGUUUGGCUUGUGCAUUCAUGAGAAUUCUCUGGCUCCGCCAAGACUUAGCCCACCGGUGGACUUGCAACGCAGUUCCAGAGAAUUUCAUGGGUAUAUUGCUGCUCCUUAUGAUACGAUGUCAGCACCGUUGCAAGCAACAAUGGAAAGGGCUCAUGGUGAAUUUUAUCGCGUUCUACGAAUUCCAGCUAAAACGCAGUUGUGCGACAUUAUCGCCGUCUUGUCAAAUGGUAUACUCUCGUUCACCAUUAGAUGCGACAAGCCAUUGAUGCAGGAUGAAAUUCCGGCAGCGCAGGAAAUGGUUGAGGAGACGGUCGAGGUGCAUUAA
This is a messenger RNA of Lentinula edodes (shiitake mushroom), 1599 nucleotides long. RefSeq lists its product as uncharacterized. Bases 1 to 1599 code for a protein of 532 amino acids. The record is from RefSeq and is a predicted model, not a curated record. NCBI's taxonomy places the organism in Eukaryota, Fungi, Basidiomycota, Agaricomycetes, Agaricales, Omphalotaceae. The transcript has 5 exons.